AUGAGUUGCCAAUCUUUUACUCCGGCUGAUACCUUUAUACCUCUGAAUUCUGACGCUUCUGCAACUCUGCCUCUGAUAAUGCAUCACAGUGCUGCCGAGUGCCUACCAGUCUCCAACCAUGCCACCAAUGUGAUGUCUACAGUCCCGUCUAUUUUGUCUUUGAUCCAAACUCCUAAAUGUUCGUGCACAUAUUUCUCUGUGACAACGUUGGGAAAUACAGCAACAGGACUUCAUUAUUCUGUUCCUUCCUGUCAUUAUGGAAACCAGCCAUCAACCUAUGGAGUGAUGGCAGGUAGUUUAACUCCUUGCCUUUACAAGUUUCCUGAUCACACCCUGGGUCAUGGGUUUCCUGCCCUCCACCAGCCUCUCUUGGCAGAGGACACCACAGUCGCUGAAUUCAAGCAAGAACUCAGGCGGAAGAGCAAACUGGUUGAAGAACCAAUAGACAUGGAUUCUCCAGAAAUUCGAGAGCUUGAAAAGUUUGCCAAUGAAUUUAAAGUGAGGAGAAUUAAGUUAGGAUACACCCAAACAAACGUUGGGGAAGCCCUGGCAGCUGUGCAUGGCUCUGAAUUCAGUCAGACAACCAUCUGCAGAUUUGAAAACCUACAACUCAGUUUUAAAAAUGCAUGCAAACUAAAAGCAAUAUUAUCAAAAUGGCUGGAGGAAGCUGAGCAAGUAGGAGCUUUGUACAAUGAAAAAGUGGGAGCAAAUGAAAGGAAAAGGAAACGGAGAACAACUAUAAGUAUUGCUGCUAAAGAUGCUCUGGAGAGACACUUUGGAGAACAGAAUAAGCCUUCCUCUCAGGAGAUCAUGCGGAUGGCUGAAGAACUGAAUCUUGAGAAAGAAGUAGUAAGAGUUUGGUUUUGCAACCGAAGGCAGAGAGAAAAGAGAGUAAAGACAAGUCUGAAUCAAAGUCUAUUUUCUGUUUCUAAGGAGCAUCUUGAGUGCAGAUAAGAGUUCCUAUUGUGUGACAGCCAUAUUUUCCUGUUUUUCAUUUUGUUCUCUUUCCCAACAAAAAUAGAAAUUAGGUACGUGGUUGACUUCAAAUUUAUUUUAUAUCAAUAACUUAUGCAGUUCUGUUUUUUUUAAAAUGAAUUCAACAAUUUAAAUUAUAUUAUUUUCUUUAAAAUAAUUAUUCUCAGAAGCUACAAUGUACAUUGUAAACAAAAGAUACUAAUAGAAAAAAAUAAGACUGCACACACACAUAGACAUCAGUUUGUAUGUUUUUUUGUUUGUUUUAGUUUGAAACUUUUAUUAAGCCAGGUUAUUAGCUUUGUAAUUUUUAAUUGGUAAUAUAUGUAAGGAAUAUGAUCAGGGAAGAGCCAUUUAGAUUCAUUAACAUUGAUUAAUGAAUUGGUUCUGCUGAUCAGCAGAGAUGUCUUAGAAUUUUAUUACUCCAUGUAGGAAUAAAUUCAAUCAGAACUGAUGCCUUUGAAUCUAAUAUUUAUGGCAUAGAACCCACAUAAAUCCUUCAAAAGAGAUGUAUAGAAACACUAUGUAAAACCUUUUGAUUUUCCCCAAACAUUGGCUUUUUGAUGUUCAGCUACAGAAAAUACAUGGGCUAGGAGUGUUGCUCAGUGGUAGAACACUUGCCUAGCAUAACAGGUUCUGGGUUUGAUCCCCAGCACUGCCAAUUUUUUUUUUCUCUGUGUGUGUGUGUGUGUGUGUGUAUACAUUUUUAAGCUAUAUAUAAUUGAGCCCCAAACCAUUAGUCUGUAAGCUGCAACAGGGCAGUGAAGGUAUCUGGCUUGUUUGCUGUUAUUUCUCCAGUGCUUGGAAGGUAUUUGCUCAUAAUAGCAUGUAAUUUUUGUUAAUAAAGGGAUGUACUGUUAACAAUGGCUACAAACAUGAAGGGUGCUGUCUAAUUUAAAAACUAAAUCUAUUUUUGAAAUCUCACAAUCCUGAACAUUAUCAGGGUUCCUAUAAAAAAGACAGUCAAUUGGUUAGAAUCUGAUUUAUUAUUAAUAACAAAGUUUGAUAUUUGGCUUUUCAAUUUCAGUAAUUGUAUCUCAAAGAAGACAUUUAUUUAACUUUUAAAAAUUAACUUCUUUGAACUUGCAAGUAGAAGCAAACUGUAAUAUAAUAUAAAUCUAGAAUAGUCCAUUUUUUGGGCAUUUUGAAUGUCUGCUGGCAAUGUUACCUAACUUAUUUUAUAUAACAAUCUGGAAAAUGUUGACAUAGAAUGCUUACUUAAUAAAUUAUUCUGUACAGCCUCCCCUCCUAUUUUUAUAUUAUUAAUCACUUAGAAUAAGAUCCUUUUAUAGCUCAUAUAUGUAUAUGCACAAAUAAUCCACAACCUUAAUCUUACUAAUAAACAUAGAUA
This is a messenger RNA of Marmota monax (woodchuck), 2323 nucleotides long. RefSeq names its product POU class 1 homeobox 1 (gene Pou1f1). The coding region runs from base 1 to 954 and encodes 317 amino acids. The transcript is spliced from 6 exons. Gene Ontology annotation, biological process: regulation of transcription by RNA polymerase II. Gene Ontology annotation, molecular function: RNA polymerase II cis-regulatory region sequence-specific DNA binding; DNA-binding transcription factor activity, RNA polymerase II-specific. NCBI's taxonomy places the organism in Eukaryota, Metazoa, Chordata, Mammalia, Rodentia, Sciuridae. The record is from RefSeq and is a predicted model, not a curated record.